This is a messenger RNA of Brassica napus (rape), 2141 nucleotides long. RefSeq lists its product as uncharacterized. The record is from RefSeq and is a predicted model, not a curated record. Lineage: Eukaryota; Viridiplantae; Streptophyta; Magnoliopsida; Brassicales; Brassicaceae. The transcript has 7 exons. Bases 1 to 1389 code for a protein of 462 amino acids.
AUGAGGGUUGCGGAGUUGGUUCAACAGCCCGGUCGUGACCAUCUUCCGUAUCUCACUCCGUAUCCACAUGGACGGGGUCAAACAUGGUUCAACCGAUCCGGGAACGGGAUCAGCGCAUGGAUCAACCGUAUGAUGUACUCGGCCCUCGACAGUGGACAUCCGACUUUCACUCACUUCCCAACCGACAAGCAGGUUCUGUGGUUUCGUCAGUUUGCGCAAGAGUUCAACUGGAAUUCCGAUGAGACGCUCUUUAUCUAUCACCACUUCGUCCAUAAAGUAAUGGACAACUAUGGGAAGCAGAUCCACGAGUGGAAGAAGAAGUGGGAAAUCAAUAAGGUCCCAAAGUCGAUGAACGAUACGGUCUGGAAGGAGUUGUGUGCGCAUUGGGAUAAGGAGGAGACGAAAGAAACUUCUUCCACCAACUCCACCAACCGCAGGAGCGACCGUAAAGGGAAGGGCAUCUACAAGCAUAACUUGGGUGCUCAAUCUAUUGCCACUCUCGGAGAUCGCAUGGCGGAAGAAAAUGAUGGCGAGCCGGUCGAUGAUCUCGCCCUAAUGAGGAGGGCGUAUACCAACAAGAAGACCGGCCAGAUUGAUGACGGUCUUGUGAGGGACGUGGUCGACCUGGUCCAAACUCAGGUGGUAGACGAAGUGUCUCAGCUUCAAACCGAGGAUGACGCUUCGACGGCUUCGACCAACUUGUCCCGGUUUCGAAUCAACGAAAUCGUUGAAUCCUCGGUUCCAAAGAAGAAGGGACGUUUGUUCGGUUUGGGUCGUCGCACCCGGUCGGUUCCUCCUUCUUCUGCACCACCGCCCUUUGUUGAUCCAGAAGUACUUACGGCUCAGUUGAAGGACAAAGAUGAUCGAAUAUCUUUGUUGGAGACCCAGAUGGCGGCUCAACAGGCGGGCUAUGAGGCACAGAGGAGGCUGAACCAGCAAAUGAUGGAGAUGAUGCAGAGGAUGUACCCGAACGAGGUGUUCCCGGACGUGCCAGACCCGGACAACUCCCUCGGAAAAUUCCGAGGAACGGAUCCCUCGGAAUAUACCGAGGGAACAGUUCCUCGGAAUAAACCGAGGAAAAAGUCCGUCGGUAUACUCCUAUCGAUCGAUGUAUAUAUGUCCAAACACGCAUCGAUCGAUGAACUUCCGAGGAAUUAUCCCGACGAAGUUCUACCUCGGUAUAUUCCGAGGACUUUUCCGACAAACAAGGGAUCCUCGGAAUUUCCUCGGAAAUUUAUUUCCUCGGAAUUCCGUCGGAAAAUUCCGAGGGAUUUCAGAGGAAAAAAGAAAUUCCGAGGAAUUAUUUCCGACGACGUAUUUCGUCGGAAUUGCGUCGGAAUAACGAUAUUCCGACGAAAUUCCGACGAUUUUUUCCCUCAGAAUCCUUGAUGUUUUCUUGUAGUGCUAUCAGAUCCAAGGGCUCGGAUCAUGUUCUAUAUAACCACAUCCAUUGAUAAAAGUGAAUCUAACGGACCAAAAUGCACUAAAGUAAAAAACACACUUUUUCUUCUAUCUCUUUCUUCCUUUCUCUCCUCUUAACUGUUCGUAUCCCCUAUCUCUCCAUCCGUCUUCGUGAAUCUAAACUGUCUCAACAACCAACACCAUCACACACCAUCACCUCCGACACCAUUAUCUCAAUCUCCACCUCCUCAUUCAUCACUUCUCUACCUGAUUACUCUUUUUAUUUAUUUUUUCUAUAAUCUCAGUGUUUUUUCUUUUUUCAGAUGCAGAUUAAAACAAGAAGAGGAUAUGAAACAGAUCGGGGGGGGGGGGGGGGGAGGAGGCAGAAGAAGCUUGACAGCAGAGGAGAUAGAAGAAGCUUGAUGGCGGUGGAGGCAUAAGAAGCCUGACGGCGGAGAAGGCGUGGCGAGCAUAUCGGUUCGUCGGUUCAGCCGUAACACCGGUGGCUCUACCACCAGCAGACUCAUCGCUUAACCCAUGGCAUCCAGAGCAGGUGGAGGUGUCGGUGUAAAAUCUGAUGGAGGUGUCGGUGGAGAAGCCGGUGGCGGAGCCGAUGGUGGAGCGGUGGAGGCGUUGAUAUAUAUAUAUAUAUAUGUAUGUAAUUUUCUGUAAAUAUAUGUAAUUAUGUAUAUUACAUAAUUUGUGUUUUCUGAAUUAAAUUACUAAAAAAUUUAUUUUUA